UUAAACAGUAGGGUUAAUGUAUUUGCGCGACGGUGACGAUAAUUUAUAGAUAUAGUUGUUUAAUAUCAUAACCAGGAGGUUUAAUCAAAAUCGCGUAACAGGCACACUCGUAAAGAAACUCGUAUACGUCCCGCACGUCGUUAUAAUAUUAUAAAAAUCACCAUCAUAAUAUAAUAUUAUAUUAUAUACACAUAUAUCGUUAUGGACUCUCACCAAGUAUCGGAAAAACAGACACGUAGACGUAGCCGGACCGUCAGCUGGGACCAUUCGGUCAGAGCAGACGGCGAGCCGUUGACUUACAGGACGACAACGGAUAGAAGUGUUUUAUCGCCACAGGGGAUAGUGUCACCAGGUCCACGUGAUUCGUCGACAACAGAAUUGUUUUUUGAUGACGACAUGAGUAUUAGCAGAGGACAUUCGAUAGAAAAGGUUCGGUUUUCAGCCAGCCGGGCGCAUUCGGAUGAAAACGAUGAGGAUUAUUCAGCUAGUGUAAAUGCGAUACUUCAUAAACGGCUCAGUGUUAGAAAAGGCAAACACCUAAAGCAAAGAAGAUCGUCUUCUCCUGUAUCUUCAAUGCUACCCGAUGAUGCUAGUUUAAUAUCGGAUCGAAGAAGAUCGUCAGCUUUUACAACCAGCUCCGGAGAUACGGCAAUCAACAUCGAAGAGGCAGGUAUCUCUCAAGAGCAGAUAUUUGAAAACAUUCGUUUACACAAAGAGGUAUUAGGCAGUGUCCGUCAACAACCAUGGUCCAUACGUAGGAAGAUGAAAUUGGUUCAGCAAGCUAAAGAAUACGUAAAGAAACACGAGGGUCAGCUACAAGAACGUUUGGCAAUGAGUAAAAGUACGAGAGAUAUCAUGGCACGGUUUCACAUAGUCUUAGUUAAACAAUGGCAACACAGUAAACGGGAGAUGGCCAAUUUCAUAAGUCAAAUAAUUCCAUGGGAACUGACGAUCAAAGAAAUUGAAUCUCAAUUUGGCACGGUUGUAGCUUCGUACUUCACGUUUCUCCGCUGGUUGUUUUGGGUGAACUUUGUUAUAUCUGUGUUAUUAGCAGCCUUCGUCGUUAUGCCCGAAAUUUUGACGACCAAUAAGGCGGACACCGGAGAGCGCAAGACACUGUUGCCCGAGGAGGAAGCCACUUCCAUGCAAUUAAUGACUUUGUUAAAUUUUGAGGGAGUUCUACAGCAUUCACCCAUGUUUUACGGCUACUAUUCAAAUCGACAAAGUUCGGACACCGGAUACCGGCUACCCACGGCCUACUUUAUCACGGGGCUCGCUGUUUACAUUUAUAGUUUCGUGGCUACGCUUAGAAAAAUGGCCGCAAACUCUCGAUUGAGCAAAUUGUCUGAAAAAGACGACGAGUGCAUUUUUACGUGGAAACUGUUCACCGGGUGGGAUUACAUGAUCGGAAACGAAGAAACCGCUCACAAUCGUAUAUCAUCCAUUAUACUCGGUUUUAAAGAAGCAUUGCUUGAAGAAGCUGAAAGAAUGAAAGACAAACAAAAUUGGAAAGUGGUGGUUCUGAGAAUAUUUGCAAAUAUAAAUAUGGUGUGGAUGCUGGGAAGUUCGGUUUAUGCCGUCAUUUUCGUAGUCGAAAGAUCCACACAACCAGAGGCUGAAUCCACAUUGUGGAGAAAAUAUGAAAUCACAGUUGUCAUGACACUCAUUGGCACGUUUUUUCCAAUCGCGUUUGAAGUGUUGGGUGUGUUGGAGAGUUACCACCCGAGGACAACUCUUCGUGUACAAUUAGCUAGGAUUAUGGCGUUGAAUUUGUUAAAUCUUUACACAUUGACGUUUGCGUUGUUUGUGAAAAUUAACGACAUGACCAAGGAGCUGUUGGAGUUGAAAUCCAACGUAUCCAAUAUCACAGCUGCCGCGGCUAUCAAAGCUACUACAACCACUAUGGGCACUACAGCUACCACGGCUACCAUGGCCACUGCGGCCACCAUGGCAACAACGGCAUCUUUGUUGAAGACGACUUCGACUGGCUCGGUAUUGGUAGCGUUAGCAUUCAUGAAUUCUACUAUGUCGAAUAUAACGAAACUUCAAUUACCAGUCAUCCGAACUAUAGAUACACAACCGAAUUGCUACCGACAGCAAAUAGAAUGUCCGUUCUCAUGGCCAGCUGUCCGGUACAUUCCAAUCGACGAUCAUCCGCCUAAAGUAGAUGGUUAUAUUCCCUCGUCAAAUGCGCCACUGGAAUUCGGUACGACUGGGGCCGACUUUUCUUCGACUAUAGAUUUAAGUUCCGGUGCGGAUUCCGGUCUAACUACAGAUGUUUUUGGCGUGAAUCGGAAUAGUGCCGCUGGAUGGACUGAAAGUACGGCCGAAACCACUUUCAAGACCAUCGAUGAUCUACGAAUAACCGCCGAUGUCGUAUACUACGACGACACGUUUUCGUCCGAAAAUACCGACACCGCUUCUGAGUUCAAUGUCAGCUAUACGCACAGUUAUGAUGGAGCGACGGAGAACUCGACUGAAGGUCUAGUUACUAUUGAGUCAAUGACGGAGAAUUCAACCAUGGAUCCAGUCGAUGAUGGGUUAACAAUCACGAAUCCAACGAAUGUUUUGUUAGAAGACUUUAGUUCGAUUGUCUCUCAAUCGAUAUCAAGUUCGACACAGAAUGCAAUAGGUGAAACGAUAUCGAGCGAGUCCGUAGAAUUAACACCGAGUACGACUCCUAAAUCGAUGGCAAGCCUGGACGUAGAAGUAUUGACAGCGAACACGACGAUUGAUCAAUCAAUAAUUACUAUAGAUAACGACGAUGAGCCAUAUAGUACAAUUGCGUCUGAGGAUCUGAAAUUAUGGAGGACGGACGAGAUAAUUGCAUCGUCUGAAGGAAGAAGAAUCAUAAAACGGAUGUCGGAAGUAAUUUUCAAUGGAACUCAUUGCUUUCAAGUAGUUUGUUCGUCUCCAUCACCAGUUACAAAUGUAACCGAGGUGCCAAACGGUUUUCAAGGAUUUAGCGAGAAAUCGAGUGAAGCAUAUGUGACCACAACAGAACAUGAAGAUGCGCCUAGAGAAGACUUAUCUCUUCGUGCCACUUGUUUGAAUCUCCAAAUCAGGCGACGAUUGCGAAAAUUGUGUUGGGAAACAAUGUUUGGACAAGAGUUAGUAAAACUUACAGUUAUGGAUUUGGUGUCGACAAUCAUCUCAACGAUAUUCGUGGACUUUGCGCGUGCCGUAUUCGUUCGAUACAUGAAUCGGUGCUGGUGCUGGAAUUUAGAGAAACGGUUCCCGCAGUACGGUGAUUUCAAGAUCGCCGAAAACAUAUUGCAUCUAGUCAACAAUCAGGGUAUGGUAUGGAUGGGCAUGUUCUUUUCUCCCGGGCUGCCCAUCAUAAAUGUAGUCAAGUUGAUGAUCAUGAUGUACGUGCGAUCGUGGGCGGUGCUCACGUGUAACGUUCCACACGACGUCGUGUUUCGGGCCAGCCGAAGCAAUAACUUCUAUCUAGGACUAUUACUCACCAUGUUAUUUUUGUGCGUUCUACCGGUCGGUUACGCUAUCGUGUGGAUUGAACCAUCGUGGCACUGUGGUCCAUUCUCACAGUAUAAAAAGAUCUAUCACAUCUUCACCAACUCGAUCAAGAAAGCUGUACCUAAUCCAAUGGUGCACAGGGUACUCGACUAUAUAGCAUCACCCGGCAUCGUAAUACCAUUGUUGUUGCUCCUCAUCCUCAUCAUUUACUACUUGGCAUCACUCACAUCAUCACUACGAGAAGCUAAUAACGAUUUGAAAACACAAUUAAGACGCGAGCGAACCGAAGAACGACGGAAAAUGUUCCAGUUAGUAAACAGGAAGAAACAUGGUAGUGGCGUCGAUAACGAUGAUGAAGACGAUUACGCGUGCAUGGAUACGACGUUGGAUAAGUGGAGACAUAUAAUGCCAGACAAUAAGCUGAAGACGGACGUUCCAAGCUCUGUGUUCGAAAUCGCUGAGAAAAAACUCACAGAUAAUGAGGUAUUGGAUAGAGUGCGUGAGAAACUCGUGCAUAUAGAAGCGGAGGAUCAGCAACCUGAAAAUAAAAACAAUUCAAGUCGAGAAGAUCAACAGCAACAACAGCAGACGCAACUACAGCACACGAAACCCCAACGUAAUCAUCACCAUCAUCAGCCACCACUAUUGCAACAUCACCACCAUCAUCAUCACCAUCACCAGCAGCAUCUCUAUCACCACCUCCGCCGACCAUCGAGAAGCGAAGAGCCGCGGGAUACAACGGCGACGCUGCGGAAGUGGAAAAAGUCCAAAGUGGUCCGACAUCUAUCAUCCGAGUCGGAGUCGUCGGAUCAGUCGGAAGCAGUAACGGAAACCCGUGAACCUAUUCAACCUCAGGUCACCACUGUCUUGCACAGUUCCGGAUUACAUCUCAAGACUACAGCCGCUGAACUUCCGGUCAGCGGUGCCGUCGUUGAAGAAGGGGGUCCCGCGACAGUUGUAGAUCAGCCCGUCAAGCAGAGGGCCAGGCUCAAGUUAGCGCAAAUACUGUACAAGGAAGCGCGUAGGAGAAGACAAAAAUACGUAGAGGAACUGCAAAACCAACAGGAAUAAAUAAAACAUUUUAGAUUCACAAUAAUAUUUAUUGUUAAUUGUCAACCGAAAAAAUCAAGAAAACAUAGAACCAAAACAAAAUGUUAAUAUAUUGCAAUUGUUUUCAAGAAAUUUAAUGAAAGUAAUUUCUAAGAAACCUUUACUUGGACAAGGAUAGAACCCAACCUAAACGAAUGUACAACACCGUCAAAACAAGAAGUUGAACUACAAAUAAGGCGAUUGAAGAACUAUAAAUCACCUGGUGAGGAUGGUAUACAAGAUGAGAUUAUGAAAAUGCUGAACGAAGAUUCAUUAACACAUAUACAUUGGUUACUAACCCAUAUUUGGAAGAAGGAAGUACUACCGGAAGGUUGGAAUUUUUCAGUCGUAUGCUUAAUCCAUAAAAAAGAUAAGGUUAAACCCAUUGCGGAAGAGAUCAACAACAGACUGGGCAGGACAUGCAUGACGGAGAGUAGGAUCCAUAGUAAGAACAACAAUCGAAAAGAACCCGAUCGGUAAGAGACCCUUAGGAAGAUCAUGCUUACGCUGGGAAGACUGUUUAAAAAGAUACGCGGAAAGCGUUGAACCAGAGGUACCAUGGAGAGUAGCGGCAGAAAAUAGAGAUAGAUGGAGAGAAAUUGGUUCGGCGGCAAGAGACAUAAAAUUACGUAUAAAAGAUCAAAAACUAAGGCGUUCUUAAAAAAAUAAACGAAAUUCGAAAUUUGAAUGAAAAGAUCCUUGUAAAAACAGUCGUUAAUCUACCAGAAUACCAAGAUGCAUUGCAAAAGGUACAACAAAUACUUCACGAAAAAUGUUUACUUAAUACAUUUUUUCCCAUGUUUCACCGGGUGACCAUUUCAUAGAAUGACUAACUUUUCAUAACACUGAUAAUAUUUCACUAAGUAUGUAUCAUAUAUUAAUAAUAUGUUGUAUGCAAUAUUAUAUAGUAUAAAUUUAAUAUAUAAGAUUUAUGUAUGAUCAAGUAAGUAAUAGGUAAAGUGGUAGCGAAAUUUGCGUUUCGACAAAACGGUGACAGCUGCUUUUCUUUUAUUCGUAGCCCUUUUCGAAUGAUUCGAGAGUAGAAUCGUACGUGCGAGUUGCAGUGAACCAUCUUGGUUGAUCUUCGUCAAUGUCUGUAUAUUAUUAUUAUUAAAAUUGUAUACAAGUAAUAUAAUAUAGCCCAAGUGUUACUAUUAACUGUCCUACUACGAAAACACGAUUGUGUUAUAUAAUAUAUAUCGUUUUUGAUUUGAUGCAAUAAACACUGUUAAAUGUUAAUUGUAUUAUAGUAAUUAUUCAACUUAUCAAUGAUUUAUUUUUAUUUUCAAUGUAAAUCAGAAUCCAUAUGAUAAAUGUUAUAAAGAGAUUUAUUGGUUUUGUACAAUUAUUAUAUUUUUCUAUAGUCUUAUUGUUAAUACAAUUAUUCUAGUAGAUUAUGUAUGUAUACAAUAUACAUUUAAGUAAAAAAAAAAAAAAAAAAAAAAAUGGGUACGUUAAUCUAUUGUAUAGUAAAACUCAAUCGUAUCUAUAAUGAAUGUGUUCAAUUUGUAUUUACCGAUAAAUCAUUAUAAUAUGAAGUACGAUUUGACGAUUUGAAACGGAAACUGGACAUAAUUUUAAUAUUAUUCUAAAGAUAUUUUAUAAUAAAUAUAUUAUAAAUUAUUAUAAGUUAUUUAUUCUUAUUUUAGUUAUACGAUAUUAUUUUUUUUUUUUUUCAAAAUGACCUC
Aphis gossypii (cotton aphid) is the source of this 6254-nucleotide messenger RNA. Its product is annotated as transmembrane channel-like protein. The transcript has 19 exons. Lineage: Eukaryota; Metazoa; Arthropoda; Insecta; Hemiptera; Aphididae. The record is from RefSeq and is a predicted model, not a curated record. Gene Ontology annotation, cellular component: plasma membrane. Gene Ontology annotation, molecular function: mechanosensitive monoatomic ion channel activity. Bases 202 to 4548 code for a protein of 1448 amino acids.